Saitoella complicata NRRL Y-17804 is the source of this 4485-nucleotide messenger RNA. Its product is annotated as putative ABC metal ion transporter. Gene Ontology annotation, biological process: transmembrane transport. The transcript has a single exon. Gene Ontology annotation, cellular component: membrane. The record is from RefSeq and is a predicted model, not a curated record. The coding region runs from base 1 to 4485 and encodes 1494 amino acids. Gene Ontology annotation, molecular function: ABC-type transporter activity; ATP hydrolysis activity; ATP binding. NCBI's taxonomy places the organism in Eukaryota, Fungi, Ascomycota, Saitoellomycetes, Saitoellales, Saitoellaceae.
AUGAAGCACGGGAAGCAUCAUGACGCCGUGAGACGCGUUGCUUUCUGUCGCAAUUCCGAGGGUUGGGGCCCAAUUUCCUCCGUACGGUUGGAUUUUACACCAUGUUUCUACGAGGGCAUUCUUAUCUCGGCUGUCAACUUGUUUAUUCUUACUUUUGGCGCAUACAGGCUGUGGCAGCUUCUUCGACGAUCCGCGGUUCCGGUGAAGGCGGAUUGGCAUUACUCUGCGAAAGUAAUCUUGGCGCAUGCGAUUGUUGCGGUUCAGGUCGUUCUUUCUGUUUUGUAUGCGCUCAGGAUCGAGGCUUUCUGGGAUGAUGUUAGGUUUUGGAGCGCGAUGCUCGGUGCAUUGGCCACCACCGCGGCGCUGGCGAUUCACGUGUUGGAGCAUGCUAGAGCCCGUGUUGCGAGUGCUGUUUUGCUUUUCUUCUGGCUGGGACGAAUUGUGGUUGAUGCUCUCAAGUUGAGGCAUCUUGUCAUUAUGGACGUUCAGCGGUCGUGGAUGCCUUACUUCAUCACUUAUGUCAUCGGGUUUGGAUUGGAGGUCUUUCUUUUCUGCCUAGAGUCGUUCAUCCCGAAGGCUAACCUGGAUUACCAUCUUGUUGAUGAAGAUGAGGACCCGAGCCCGCUCGUGUAUGCGAAUAUCUUCUCCAAGAUCACUUUCUCAUGGAUGACCCCCAUGAUGAAAAAGGGAUACAACACUUUCCUGACGGAGAACGAUCUCUGGACUACGCGUAAGGAGGAUUCAGCAGAGUAUCUGGCGGGUCGUCUCGAGUACUACUGGGACAAGGAGCUGCUCAAGGAGAAGGUGAAUUUGUGGCGUGUCCUCUUCAAGGCUUACGGCGGCCCGUACGCUGUUGCUGCUUUCUUCAAGCUAGCACAGGAUGUCCUUGCAUUCACUCAGCCGCAGCUCCUCCGAUUGUUGAUCAGUUUCGUCAACACCUACACCUCUGACCAUCCCGAUUCGUACGUCAAGGGCUUCGCCAUUGCAGGUUCGAUGUUUGCUGUUUCGCUCUUUCAGACGAUGUUCCUUCACCAGUAUUUCCAGCGUGCAUUUGAGACCGGUAUGCGUACACGUGUCGGUCUGAUCUCCGCUAUCUACAAGAAGGCGCUUGUCCUCAGCAACGAUGGACGUGCGACGAAGUCCACGGGUGACAUUGUGAACCUGAUGAGUGUAGACACUCAGCGUCUUGGUGAUCUCUGCCAGAACGGUCAGAUCGUCUGGUCCGCGCCGUUCCAGAUUACAUUGUGUCUCAUUUCCCUUUACAACCUUGUCGGCUUCUCAAUGUUCGCUGGUUUGGCUGUCAUGAUCAUCAUGAUCCCGCUCAACGCAUGGCUCGCACGAUUGAUGAAGCGUAUGCAGAAGGAGCAAAUGCACAACAAGGAUAGCAGGACGCGCCUGAUGACUGAGAUCUUGAACAACAUCAAGAGUAUCAAGCUUUAUGCGUGGGAACCGGCAUUCAUGCAGAAGUUGCGCGAGGUCCGAAACGACCGUGAGUUGAAGAAUUUGAGGAAGAUUGGUGUCAUCAACGCUUGCUCGAACUUUACCUGGGCUUGUGCUCCUUUCUUAGUGUCUUGCUCGACGUUCGCUGUUUUCGUGCUGACACAGAGCAAGCCUCUUACUACCGAUAUCGUCUUCCCCGCUUUGGCUUUGUUCAAUUUGCUGACAUUCCCGCUUGCCAUCUUGCCACAGGUCAUCACGAGUAUCGUUGAGGCUGGUGUGGCUGUCGACCGUCUCGAGGACUUCCUCCUUGCAGAGGAAGUGCAGCCUGAUGCUGUCCGUCGUGAGCCUACGAACACGAAGAUGGGCGGGGAGACUAUCCGUGUCGAGGAUGCCACGUUCCAGUGGAACGCCGAAAUGGAUGAGCCUACCCUCAAGGACGUUGACUUCGUUGCGAGAAAGGGUGAGUUGUCCUGCAUUGUUGGUCGCGUCGGUGCCGGAAAGACCUCUUUCAUCGAGUCUUUGUUGGGCAACUUGCACAAGGUUCAGGGUGAGGUUAUCGUUCGUGGACGCGUCGCAUAUGUUGCGCAGCAGCCCUGGAUCAUGAACGGUUCUGUUAAGGCGAACAUUCUUUUCGGGCACAAGUACGACCCUGAGUUUUAUCAGAAGGCUAUUGAAGCUUGUGCAUUGGUCAAGGACUUCGAGAGUUUGCCUGAUGGUGACCGGACUGAGGUUGGUGAGAAGGGUAUCUCGCUUUCCGGUGGUCAGAAGGCGCGGUUGUCGCUUGCUCGUGCUGUGUACACCCGUGCUGAUGUCUAUCUGCUUGACGAUCCCCUGUCUGCUGUCGACGCUCAUGUUGGUCGUCACUUGAUUGACAAUGUUCUCGGUCCCAAGGGUCUUCUCGCUACUAAGACUAGGGUGUUGGCCACGAAUGCUAUCCCGGUGUUGUCUCAGGCCGAUACUAUCACUAUGAUCCGUGAAGGUAAGAUUGUGGAGAGCGGUACCUACGAGGAUGUGAUGGCUGCGAAGUCCUCGCUUGCUGCUCUCAUCACUGAGUUUGGUAAGAAGGCGCAUGAAGUCCUGGACGAUGAGGACUCUGGUUCUGAGACCGUCGCUGCUGCUGACUCAGAUUGUUCGGACCCAGCUGGAGUAUCCUUGAAGGAUCGCAACAGGCGUGAUACCGGUGCUACGUUGAGACGAGCAUCUACUGCAUCUUUCUCGAAGCCUCGUGGUCGAGUUGUUGAUGAGGAGGCAAAUAAGAUCACUGCUCAAGCUCGCGAGUUCUCGGAGCAGGGUAAAGUGAAGUGGGACGUGUACAAGGAAUACGCCAAGUCUUGCUCAAGCUACGGUGUAUUCUUUUACUUUUUGUUCUUGCUCGCGUCCCAGGCUGGAUCUGUUGCUGGUAACGUGUGGUUGAAGAACUGGGCUGAAGUCAACUCGGGUCAGGGAAGCAACAAGGGCUUCGGCAUGUACCUUGCUGUUUACUUCGGUCUCGGCGUCGGUUCUUCUGGACUCACUGUUGUCUCUACCCUUAUUCUCUGGAUUCUUUGCGGUAUCCGUUCCGCGACUAAGCUUCACGACGAUAUGGCGUACCAGGUCAUCAUGAGGAGCCCAAUGCAGUUCUUCGAGACUACUCCCAUUGGACGUAUCUUGAACAGGUUCAGUAACGACGUUUACAAGAUUGAUGAGGUGCUCAUGAGGACUUUCGGUAUGUUCUUCAGGACUACGGUUCAGGUUCUGUUCGUCAUUGGCGUUAUCACGCGCGCUACUCCGCCAUUCUUGGCCAUCAUUGUCCCUCUCUCCGGAGUUUAUCUCUAUGUCCAGAGGUUCUACCUGAGGACGUCGAGAGAGCUGAAGCGUCUUGACAGUACCACUCGUUCGCCUAUCUACGCUCACUUCCAGGAGUCUUUGGGUGGUAUCUCAACCAUUCGUGCUUACAACCAGCAGACCCGAUUUGAGUUUGAGAACACCUUCAGGAUCGACAUGAACCAGCGCGCUUACUUCCCGUCCAUCUCAGCUAACCGAUGGUUGGCGGUGCGCUUAGAGUUCAUCGGUUCUAUUAUCAUCUUGUCUGCUGCAACGUUGAGUGUGGUCACGUUGAUUACGUCUGGUAUCUCGGCAGGUCUUGUUGGAUUGGCUAUGAGUUACGCUUUGCAGACUACGCAGUCGCUCAACUGGAUUGUUAGGCAGACUGUGGAGGUUGAGACCAACAUUGUCUCUGUUGAGCGAGUUCUUGAGUACUCUAGAUUGCCGUCUGAGGCUCCUAGGGUGAUUGAGGAGAACCGCCCGAGCCCAUCAUGGCCAUCCAAGGGUGACUUGGCCUUCCACAAGUACUCUGCCCGUUACCGCGAUGGACUUCCUCUUGUCUUGAAGGACAUUAACGUUGCUAUCAAGGCACGCGAAAAAAUCGGUAUUGUUGGGCGUACUGGAGCCGGAAAGUCUAGUUUGACGCUGGCUUUGUUCCGAUUGAUUGAAGCCGCAGAUGGUCACAUCUCGUUGGAUGGAGUGAACACAAGUAAUGUUGGGUUGUAUGACUUGAGAUCGAGGUUGGCGAUCAUUCCUCAGGACUCUCAAGCGUUUGAGGGGACGAUCAGAGAUAACCUCGAUCCGGCGGGUGUCCAUGACGAUGCUGCGCUGUGGGAGGUCCUCGAGCACAGUCAUUUGAAGGAUGCCGUGGCGCAGAUGCCUGGAAAGCUUGGAGCGACUGUCAAUGAAGGAGGAAGCAACUUGUCUAGUGGACAGAGACAACUUAUGUGUCUUGCCCGAGCAUUGCUUACGCCAAGCAAGGUGCUGGUGCUGGAUGAGGCGACGGCAGCGGUGGAUGUCGAGACCGAUCAGCUUCUCCAACAAACUAUCCGUCGCGAGUUCAAGGACCGGACUAUCCUCACGAUUGCUCACCGCAUCAACACCAUCAUGGAUUCUGACAAGAUUCUCGUUCUGUCUGCUGGAAGGGUAGCAGAGUUCGACACGCCUGCGAACCUGUUGGAGAUGAAGGAUUCGUUGUUUUACGCGCUGGUGGAGGAGGCUGGAUUGGGAGGCAAGAAAUAG